AUGGCUGAUGUGAUGCACUGUUGGUGCCAACACUCGGUGCUCCCAGGUGGCUCUGCUGGGACCAUACGGGAGAAGUUGGAGCAAAGCUUACAGGAGCUGAAGGUGAUACGUAGCAGACUGGUUUCAUCGAGUGCAGCACUGAUGCAUGCUUCUGUGUUUCCAUACUAUGUCAUUUACCAAGAAUUUAAAUUAUUUUUUUUGUGCAUGUAUAUUUUUGUUUCAGCCUUUAAUCUGGACAAUGAACAGCCAGAUUACGAUAUGGACUCUGAGGAUGAAACCUUACUGAACAGACUGAAUCGGAAGAUGGAAAUCAAGCCGCUGCAGUUUGAAAUAAUGGUUGACAGACUUGAAAAAGCCAGUUCUAGUCAGCUUGUAACGCUUCAGGAAGCUAAGUUGCUGCUAAAUGAGGAUGACUACCUUAUUAAGGCUGUAUAUGACUACUGGGUAAGAAAGCGUAAGAAUUGCAGAGGGCCAUCUCUCAUCCCCCAAAUCAAACAAGAAAAGAGGGAUGGCUCCACCAACAAUGACCCUUAUGUUGCCUUCCGGAGGAGAACUGAGAAGAUGCAGACAAGAAAGAAUCGAAAGAAUGAUGAAGCGUCUUAUGAGAAGAUGUUGAAAUUAAGAAGAGAGUUUAGCAGAGCCAUAACAAUUUUAGAGAUGAUUAAGAGAAGAGAGAAAACAAAACGCGAGCUAUUGCAUUUAACAUUAGAAGUUGUUGAGAAAAGGUACCAUUUGGGUGAUUAUGGAGGUGAAAUCCUCAAUGAAGUGAAGCUUCAUAGACCUGAAAAAGAGAUGAGCACAACUCCAUCCGCUCUUCAUAAUGGAAAUCACCACAAAGUUCAAGAAUGUAAAGUUAAGCAUCCUCAUCAUUCAUCUCUGAAGGAGGAGGUGUCAGAUGUUGUACGUCAAAAGAAGAAGUAUCUAAAGAAACCUAAAAUAGAGUGUGUAGUAACUCCUCAACAGCCCUCUGCUGAGCCCUUGCCUGUUAUCAGCAAGAGUGAUAUUAAACAGUAUGACUUCCACAGUUCAGAUGAAGAUGAGUUCCUGCAGGUACCCUCACCAGUAUCGGAAGCAGAAGAAGAAAAUGAUCCUGAUGGACCUUGUGCUUUCCGGAGAAGAGCAGGAUGCCAGUAUUAUGCUCCUCGUUUGGACCAAACUAAUUCUUCAUAUGAAAACUCAGAAUUGGCAGAAUUGGACAAACUGAGGUUCCGGCAUUGCCUUACAACCCUUACGAUUCCAAGAAGAUGUAUAGGAUUUGCAAGAAGACGAAUUGGCAGGGGUGGAAGGGUUAUAAUGGACCGAAUAACCACAGAACAUGAUCCUGUCUUGAAACAGAUUGACCCGGAAAUGCUGAACGCUUUUUCAAGCUCUUCCCAGACUUUAGACUUUUCUUCUAAUUUUUCACGGACCAAUGCUUCCAAUAAACGUUGUGAAAACAGACUGUCCCUUUCUGAAAUACUAAGCAAUAUCAGAUCAUGUCGAUUGCAGUGUUUUCAGCCAAGGCUACUCAAUCUACAGGACAGCGAUAGUGAAGAAUGUACCUCAAGGAAACCAGGGCAGACUGUGAAUAAUAGAAGAGUCUCUGCAGCAUCUGUAGCUUUAUUGAACACCAGCAAGAAUGGCAUAUCAG
This is a messenger RNA of Cariama cristata (Red-legged seriema), 1630 nucleotides long. RefSeq names its product enhancer of polycomb homolog 2-like. Gene Ontology annotation, biological process: regulation of transcription by RNA polymerase II. The annotation marks the transcript as partial. NCBI's taxonomy places the organism in Eukaryota, Metazoa, Chordata, Aves, Cariamiformes, Cariamidae. The record is from RefSeq and is a predicted model, not a curated record. Gene Ontology annotation, cellular component: piccolo histone acetyltransferase complex. The transcript has 9 exons.